Messenger RNA from Mesorhabditis spiculigera, 1404 nucleotides. Lineage: Eukaryota; Metazoa; Nematoda; Chromadorea; Rhabditida; Rhabditidae. The record is from the annotation of a GenBank genome assembly.
AUGGCCUGCAUGUGGGAGCGCUUGGACGUCCCCCCGUGCCCAUCUUCUCACCCAAUGGUGAGAAGGCAGAAGCUCGCUGAGACGGUACUGUCGACAUUCAUGGAGCGGGUCCAGCUCGCGCAUCGCCGUGGCGGGCAGCACCGAGUCGGCGGCCUCUGGCCGAUGAGGGAGGACUGGUCGACCCUGGAAGGCGUGGAAUGCGAUCAUGAAGAGGUUGUCCAAAUCAUCCGCUGCGCCGUCCGGGAACAUUACAUUGUGGUCCGAAUCCGCAAAGAUGAUGACGUGUGCAAGGUGCGCAUCUACGAUCCACUUGUCACGAGCGUCGAGGAUUGCUCUGGCUCCCAGGUCACUUCCUCGGUGAUGGAACAAGUGAUGGCCUUGUGCUCGCACAUCUCCAACGGCCCAACAACACCCACUCUCGACGCUCACUAUGUUCUGAACAUCGAACGGCAAGAGGACGAUUGGAGCUGUGGUCACCGGGCAAUUUCCUAUGUGAUGGACCUGUUGAACGAGUUCGACCCAAUUAAUCGGUCACCAGACCUUUUCGCCUGCGAACAAUUAUAUGACAUGGCGCAAGAUCGUCGGCAGUCCGUGGAUUGGGACGGCAAACUCUGGGCAAAAGAUCGGAACCUGGGCCAGCCGGAAACUUGCCAAAUGGUGACAUUUAACCAGAAGGAAAUUGCGAAGAAGAAGUCGGGACCCCGUGGAGAACGAUGGGGCGGCGGCGGGCGCGGCGGGUGCUGGUCGUCUGGUCGCGUGGAAGACGUCAGCAACAACGACAAUGCGGCGCAGCGCAAUGACAGCGGCGCCACCGGCAGCGCCAAUACUACGCCCAGUGCUAGUGUUAGCAACGCUGCUGCUGCACCAGCGCCACAAGAACCGGAAACGAGCUGUUUGGCGGCCUGCUACAGCCGUGUCGCACCUGCCCCCAGGAUUCCUCCUCCACCACCGCAAACUCCCAUCCAACAGCAACCGGUUGGGUACAACGUUAACGAUGAAAGUGUGGCUCUUGGUGGGCGUGUGUCGCCGCAGCCCGGGCCUGAGAUGCCGCAAGCUGGGCCUUCGAGCAGUCAAGCGCAGCAGCCCGGUCCUUCGAGGAGUCACGCGUCGCCGCCCCGUCCUUCCGAAAGCGAGCUGCCAAGUGUUGUAUCGGAAGGCGACUCUUCGACCCCUUCUGUCCUUGAUUUUCCUCCGAGAUUGGGCAACAACCCGUCAACCGAUGGCUUUCCACCGACUCCACAGAUCGACCGUCGGCCUUCCACACAUUUGCCUCCGCUCACGCGCGAUUCCGAACCCUCGGCCGGGCCCUCGUCUAGCGGUAUCCAGCGCUCGCCAAUGCCUCAACCGGCGCUCCACGAUGUUCUUCCGCCAAUCCCAACUGUGGAAGACGAGGACUCGAGCGGG